UUGGGGUGGGUAGCGCAGUCAGUCGGAGAGCACAGCAAGCGUGCUAAUUGCAAAUAAAUGGAAUUGAAAUGGUGUGAUGAACUGCCCCAGUCUUGUGGGUUUUUAGGAGAAACAUCAAACUUGUUGUCUGGGAACACAUAACUACUAUGAUCAACACAGAGGCAAUACGAGAAUUUGAAGCCAAAGGAAGAAAAUCCAGAAGCAAUCUUAAGAAAUGUUUAGCUUCCGCAUUGUCUGCAGACCUCAACAGGUUGCUGCAGGAGGAGUUAGAGGCAGACGUCAGCCUGUGUACGGUGGGCUCCUGCACCAGCUCUACCCCUCUCCUGGUUCACAGAGCUGUUCUCCUGGCCAGGGCCCCACACAUACUGAGGAGGGGUGCUCAUCCAGACCCCAAGACCAUCCAGCUAAACAACUAUGACAGCACGGAGCUGAAGCAGUAUAUCAGGCGAAUGUACACAGCAGACCAACGCAUGGGCUUGGCUGGAGAAGGAAUCCCUGAGGACUUAGAGUCGCCUACUAUUGUCCUCAAUGGUCCCGAUGCCGAUCUCCACACUGACUCAGAUAAUGCUGUGGUUGUGGAGCCAGCCUCUGGUCUUGGAGCAGACCUGUUGGAUCUCUACCAGAGAGGAGAAGGAUCUGACAUCAGCAUCCAAGUAGGGGAGCAGGUCUUCUCCUGUCACAGGGCGGUCCUGUGUGCGCGGUCUCAGUAUUUCCGAGCUAUGCUGUGUGGGAGUUGGAUGGAGAGCUCCAGACAAUGCAUCACUCUACAGGGUUUGGGUCCAGAUGAGAUGGAGAUUCUCCUACAGUUCAUGUAUGGUGCCAUAAUAGACCUACCACCCAGAGCCAGUGCCAGUCAGGUGGUGUUGGCAGCAGACAUGUUGGGUCUGGAGGGACUGAAGGACGUGGUGGAGAUGGUGCUGACCAGAGACUACUGCCGCUUCUUCCCCAAGCCUAUAGAUGGGGUUCAGAAAACCAUCCUCGAGUGCCUCUCCCUCACCCACACCCUUGGUCUCCAGAGCCUCCACAGUUUGUGUAUGAGGUGGGUGGCUGAACACUAUGUGAAGAGCUGGUCAGAGAGAAACUUUGCCAUGUUGCCUUGUGAUGUUCAGAGAGCUUGUCUAACUGCUGUGACUGGAGCCAUGACUGUACAGAACACGGUGACUCUGCUGUGUGGCAGUGAGCAGUUGCUGGGCUGUCUCCCGGAGGUCAAGUGGGCUAAACAGACAGUGUUGCUGGCUACAGAACUGCAGGACCAGUGUCUGUCUGUCAUUGUCACACACCUGGCCCAGGUCACACACACGCAGGCCUUCCACAGCCUACGACGGAGAGAGGAGUCGACGCGGGAACCGGCCCUGUUGAAGAAGCUGUGUUCAGCCGUACGGGACAGGGUCACGGUGGAUAACUGUUGUGACCUGUUCACCGCUGUGGAUCACCUGGCUGGGGAGGAAGACAUUGAAGGAGAGACACCCCUGGAGGAGAGGGGUCAGAGGGAGGAGCCGUUCAGGCGAGAGAUUGGUGCGCUGCGCGCUAGGUUGUGGACCUUCUUGCUCCAGUCAUUCUACGCCGUCCGCCACACGCGGGGAUGGGAGACCCUGCCCUCCAAGCACCGAGAGCGGAUACUGGCAGCUGCUCUUGAUAAAGGAGACAGUAGAAGACUUGGGAAAAAGCCUGUUUUUACCAGCUCACAGCAGCCAAGGGGUGUAAGAUGCGCCUCAGGUCUUGCAGCUCCGUGUGAGAGCCCUCCUGUCCACAGGACCAAUCGGGUCGUCAGGAACACAGGAACAGGAAGUUGCUCUACGGCUGCAUCAUCAGCCACCAUGAAGUCAGACGGGCUGGGCACGCCAGUCCUUCCAGCCACCGCAGAGAGAGGGACUAACGCUACCAAGCCUGGAGACAGUGACCCAUCCAGGGCAAAGAACGGCAAGACCAAGCAGCCAGGCGACCACCGAAGCACCACGGCUAAAGCCAAGACUACAACCUCCGCCACAGUGCUCAACGGUACAGCUGGCCCAGGGGGGGCUAGGAAGGAGGUAGCCACUGCUAACGGAUCCAGGGGCUCCCCAACGUUGGGUAAAGGGGCUAAGGACCAGGACAGGAGGCCUAACCCCGGAGCCAGGCCCAAGACCUCUCCUCCAGGCACCACCUCCACAGCUCAGGCUAGGCCAGGGAAGCUGCAGAAGAGUACAGCAGGGAAGGGUGACUCUCUUCAGGGGGCAGACAGCAGCACAGCCCACCCCGCCACCACCACCCCCUCCACAUCAGGCAGCGCCUCCCCUGACAACAGCUCCGGAAGCCCACGCAACAGCCACGCCGUCCCAGGUCUUAAGUCAAAAACGCAGGCUAAAGUUCUGACCAAAUCUCCACUGACGAAACCCCCCCAGAAAACAGACACUGCAAAGACCAACAGCCCAACCAAUAAGCCCAGCGCUAGAGAGGCCAAUAAAGCCAAGCUUCCCUCUAUAGGAAGAGCAACAACUAGAGGAACAGGAGCCAGAGCAGACACGAAGGGAAGGUGCACACCAACAGGCUCCGCUGAGAACCAUGUCUCUAGACCUGGGUCCUCCCUGAGUGCCAGAAAGCAUGCGUCUCCCAGGAAAGAGGAGGAUAAGGAUGGUUCUAAAGCCUCAGCAGACAAAGCAGCCAGGAAGACCACAAAACCAACCCCAGCUACCGCAGCCAAAUCUGCUUCUAAACCAACAAAAUCUAGCUCUGCUCCUUCCAAACAGCCUCCGCAAGCAAUGGCCAAAUCUGGACCUAAGCAGAAAAGUACCUCUGAAUCUCCUACAGAGAAAGCCUCCCCAAAGUCAGCGGGGCCAGUUAAAAACUCUUCCUCCUCUGUCGUUUCUUCUAAAACGCCUGCAGCUAAAGAGAAAGAAGGAUAUAAUGGUAAAACCUCCACGGAGACUCAACAGGCUAAUGACACUGGUGCUGAAGCAGAGAGGGUCUCCUCCCAUUCAAAUCCCAGGGAGGCGGCCUCCGAGCCAGCAGCAGGAUCAACAGAGCAGAGCCCGACACAUAACAGUAUACUACCAUCAGGCCCCCAGGGCCUCGGUGGAGGAGGGGACUCCCUCUCCUUACCCCUGAACACCAGCCCUAAGCAGAGUCCCCAGAAGUCUGCCAAACAACCAGGUAAACCUAACAGCACAGGAGGAAUCAGGGCUCUGUCUAGUCAGCCACCAGCAACCAACCACGUCUCUCAAGGGUAUGCUCUUGUAAACGGAGAGCCUGCUAAGCACACAGAGGGCACACACACAUGUAAACACACUCCUGGCUCAACCACAGAUCUUCCCCUGGACACCCCGAACCCAGGCAGCCUGAGCAGCACAGAUAACCCUCUGGAGGACUCGUGGAGCGGCCUGCACCACCAGGUCAGCCCUGAGUCAGAGUCCGGCAGCGCCACCACCUCCUCAGAUGACAUCAAGCCCCGCUCUGAGGACUACGAUGCCGGGGGCUCGCAGGACGACGUGGACGACUGCUGCUCCAACGACCGCGGCGGAACCAAGGGAGGCGGAACCAUGCGUUGCCAUGACUUUCUGGGCCGCAGUAGUAGUGACACGAGUACCCCCGAGGAGCUGAAGAUGCUGGACGGUGGGCUGCGGGUCGAGGUGAGGCUGAAGGGGCGUGAGGUAGAGACCACCAGUGAGGAGGAAGGGGUGAGGCGACGGCCACGCUCCUGGCUGAGCAGGGACAGAGAGGAGGUCCCUGUUGAGGAGGAGGUAGAGAAAGUGGAGGCCAAUGUUACAGUGAAGCAGGUCCCCGACAGCCAGCUCUUCUCCUCCGAGGAGUCGGAGGAGUCUGAGGAAGAGGAGGAUGAGGAAGAGGACGAGAAGUCAGAGGUGGAGGUUCUUCCUUGUCAUCAUGCCCCUCUGCCUCCCGUUGACCCAUCCCCUCAGUUCCAGGGCAUUAUCAACUUGGCCUUUGAGGAUGGAGCUGACCCUGACCAGGACAACGAGCAGCAGGACUACCAGUCAGCCUCUAACUUCCGCCGCUCUGUUCUGAUCUCUGUGGACGAGUGUGAGGAGCUGGGAUCAGAGGAGUGCGGGGCGCAGACUCCACCCCAGCAACAGCCUGACGACCCCGUCACACCCUGCGAAGUCUUCGAGAGUGACCCUCCUCCAGCACCUCAGUCGGCCCCCAACUCUGUGUCUCACUCUGGGGAGCACCUGGCGUCUGACCUUCCCAAAAGCACACCUCAGCAGGAACUAGGUACCGAGCAGGAGUCCAACACCAAACCCAUUGUUUUCCUCACUGAGAUCCAGGAUCCUCUGGUAGAUGACCAUAACCCCACCAAGGUGGAGGGAGUAGAGCCCAGCCCUGGUUGCCCUCCCRUGGACCCUGACCUCAGUGACCUGCCUCCCCAGGAGUGGGAGAGACCCUGCCACCUGGACCUCCGGCCUGCUGAACAGUACAGCAACGGAGGGACACCACGCAGGAACCCCUCAACCAAGCCUAACCAAGCACCUGUACCUGCAGAGAGCAAGAGAGCAGACUUACAUCUAGACUUAAAUUACCCUCAGCAGACAGGGGAGUCUCCUGCACAUGCAGCUAUCCCACAGUCCCCAGCAGGGGACAAUGAGGGACAUUGUGACAGAUUGGAUCAAACAACAACCCCGACCUGUACACAAGACCGCCGCCCGUCCAAAGCCCUCUCUCCCAUCUACGAACUGGACCUGGGAGAAGCCUUUGAGCACCUCAGCUCCUCGGACAACAUCAAGGACAGGAGCAGGAGGAGCACAGUGGGGCAGGAGGAGGAGGGGAAUGAUGAAGGUUACAAUGAGGAAAGCAGUAAGUUUGCGGAGCGUGACUGGAGCAUGCUGAAGCAACUCCUCUCAGACCAGGAGUCCAGUUUGGGCGUCAUAAAUCCAGUCCCUGAGGACCUGAACCUAGCCCAGUAUCUGAUCAAGCAGACCCUGUCCCUCUCCCGGGACUGCCUUGACGCCCAGCAGAUCUUCCUGCCCCACGAGAAGGAGACGUUUAAACGCUGGGCGGAGCUCAUAUCACCCCUGGAGGACUCCACAACUAGCAUAACUGUGACCAGCUUCUCUCCCGAAGACGCUGCCUCGCCGCAGGGGGAGUGGACCAUUGUGGAGCUAGAAACACAUCACUGACAAAGACUAUACAGAAUUAAAAGUGAAUGGAUCAUCAUGGCGUUAGAAACACAUCACUGACUGAUGGCUUUAAGGACAAAAGAGACACUAGCCUCUUAACCUCUAACUCGGUUUAAUCAACUAUACUGUACCAGGUGUCUGGUACAUUUAUCAACUAUACUAUACCAACCUUUUCUUGCCCAGGGACCCCCUCCCAGGAAAACCGGCGACCCCCCCCAUCAUACGUUAGAUUUUUUUGGGCUGACCGCUGCAGUACCCCGGUUGAAUACCGCUGAACUAUACAACACUUCUGACUGCAUUUAGGAGAAUGACACUGCUACAGUACUGUCUAUCAGGGAGCUGUUACACUUUGUCUGGACUUUUACAACAUGUCUUCUGUCUCUCUCGACAACUACAGUACAACAAUUCUUCCGUUUUAUACCUCGAUUAUGUUUUGAUUCCUCUAUUUAUUUACUGCUUUUUAUGCUGCUUUUCAUGGAACUCUUGAGUUUAUUUUAGACUCUCAAGCUGCGCUUGUUUGCAUUCAGUCCAUCACCUUCCGUUAUAUCCUUAAUACUUAAUGGACUGAGAAUUUAGACUCAUGAGCUGUUGUGCAUGCAGACAUUUUUUUGUAUGUUUACUUGGUGUUUGCAACAUUUAGAAGAAAAUAAAAAAGCUUUCUUUCUCAUGCUCUUUAGUCUUUAUGAUGGUUAGACAGUGGAGUUUCACAGAAACUAGAGAACAUGUUGGCUUUACAUUAAUUGUUGUAUAUGAAAAUAAAAAUGUGUGCUUCUAAAUACAA
Molecule: messenger RNA, 5889 nt
Organism: Salvelinus sp. IW2-2015
Lineage: Eukaryota; Metazoa; Chordata; Actinopteri; Salmoniformes; Salmonidae
Gene: btbd8
Product: BTB domain containing 8
Exons: 19
Coding region: 147-5108 (1653 amino acids)
Molecular function (GO): protein binding
Source: RefSeq, a predicted model, not a curated record